Molecule: messenger RNA, 2226 nt
Organism: Purpureocillium takamizusanense
Lineage: Eukaryota; Fungi; Ascomycota; Sordariomycetes; Hypocreales; Ophiocordycipitaceae
Exons: 3
Coding region: 99-1799 (566 amino acids)
Source: RefSeq, a predicted model, not a curated record
CGGCAUUGCCCAAGGCCUUUAUAGGUCCAUCCCGGAAGCCAUUUCUUUGGAGAACACUGCGAGGGGAAGAGUUCCGCUUGACUGAGGAUAUUGCAAUCAUGGGGUUGCGAUCUAUUCUGCGAUCCUGCCAGCGCCGUGAUGGACCCCGUAGGGACCGGCACGUUACCGACGAUGACGGUAUCCCGACGAGGGGGCGUACGAGACAGAGGGCUGCCAGCCCGGUGCCCUCCCCUGCUGCUUUCAUGCAACUUGCUAUGAAUGCUAACGACUUGGGAUCGGUGCCGCGCAGCGAAUUGAAUAGGACAGACAAGCAUCAACAGCGUUCUCAGUCCCGUGCUGAGCCGUCCUCGUCGCAACAUGGCGGCGCGCAACCUUCUUCGUGUGGUGACAACAGACGGCCGACGACGCAGGGAUCGGAAGAGGGUGGCGCGUGGACGCCUGGGAGGCAGGCGACGAAGACGCAGGGCGAGACCACGAUGGAGAACCCGCUCACCAGGCAGCGCUCAACAAGCACGCGGCACGUUGAAUCAACGACGGGAUCUCAGGCCUCUAUGAGCAGACAGUCUACGAGGGCGAGCUCUGGUCUUUCGCCACAUAACGUCAACGCCCUCACUAACCCGUCUAUGAAGACGGGAGACUCGCCAUCUUCCUCGGUGCAUCAUGGCAACACCCGUCCAUCCCGCACCACGUCGGUCUCGUCGUCUUCCUCGCCGCUCCUGCGCCGCAUCCCCGGCUCCUCCACACCCAUGACGCGCGCGCAGGUCCGCGAAGUCAUCGCCACCAUCGGACAGCUCUUCCCGCACAUGCCGUACGCCGUGUGCGGCCACUCCGCCAUGAUGUGGUACGGCGACACCCCGCUGCAGCGUCCCUCGCACAUCUCCCUCGUGUGCCUGCCCGACUCGCUCGCGCCGAUGCUGCGCUGGGCCGUCGCCAAGGGCCUCGCCCUCUGCGACCGGUGGCCUGGCCGAGAAGACGGCGGCGGUGCUACCGCAUUCUGCGUGCCCACGGCCGCCGACGGCGUGCCCCGUGCCGUCCGCGUGCACGCCGACGAGGGGCUCUUCACCACGCUGCGCGCCAUCUCGGCGCCCAAGACCAACGGCGCGCGCGUGCUCACGCUGCCGUCCGUGGCGGACGCGGUGGCGGGCGACUACAUCCGCGCCCUGGCAGGGGACGACUGCCGCGGCAUCGUGGUCCACGCGAGGGACGUCUUCUGGCUGCUGCGCAAGAUGGCCCAGCUGCGGCCCAAGGACGGGCGGCAGGCGCUGACGGCGGAGACAGCGCCGACGUUUGCGAGCGUGCGCUUCCUCCAGCCCUUUACGGCGUCGCACGUCUACUCGGUCGACCUGAUAUACAGGGCCGGGCUGAACCUCUCGCGCAUACCGGGCCUGGAGCUGCCGCCGGUGCGCGUCCGCGCGAGCCUCGUCGAGGGGACAUGCGAACCGUCUUCGGGCGACGCCGGCGAGAGCAAGGUCAUCAGCAGCAGCGCCAGCGAAAGCACGCCGACAAGACGGGAAAGUCGCAUCGCGCCCCGGACAGCAGCCACCACCAGCAGCAGCAACGUGGGGGGAAGACGGCAACGACAGCUACGACGCACGCCCCGAAGUCGCGUUUUGGCCGGUGGCGGCGAAGAAAGCAGCCGCGCCGCGACCACAACCACAGCGGCAGCGGCAGCGUCGUCAACGCGGGCGGCUCGCUCAAGGGCGCCGCCGCCGCCGCCGCCACGCGCCAGCAGGGUGAAGCGCGGGCAUCUCGUCCGCCACUACGACUCGUCCACGUUGGCCACUUUCUCCGCGCGGUAGGCCGCUUCGUCUUCAUGGGCGAGAUCCACGAGCUCAAGACACGGUUGCGUGCCCUGGAUGCCCUCCCCAGGCAGCGACCCUUUGCACCGUCGCCGCCGUCGCCCGUCACCCCCCGACAGGGAGAAGGAGAAGAUCUCAAUGUUACUGUGCUGCCUGUCGAGAAUGUCGACACUCUCCCAACCCAGCCUCUCAAGCCCAUCAUCAUCUCCCCGCAGGAGGACACUCAGCCUCCUCCCGCGUGCAAACCUUCCCCCCCAGGCACCAAGCCCGCCAACAGGCGCGUCCACUUCGACCUCGCCGCGCUGGCACGCCUCCCCUCCCAGCGACAGCAGGGAACGAGCGCCUACGCCCGGAGCCCACCGCCGCCCCCUCCCCCCAACCCCCCUUCCCAUUCUCUCUUUCACACUCUCCUGUUCGCAAUCGCCCC